AUGGAUCUCCAAGACGAAUUGGCAGAGAAGUUGACGCAAAACGGAGGCGAUGGAGCCGAUCUCUCAGUGGACGAAAAAGAAUUGGCGCGGUUGUUGCUGCUGCGCCAAAACCUCAUGGCCGAGCAGUCCCGAGCAUUCAUGGAGCUGCUAUUCUCAGAAAACUCAACGCUCCCGAUCAGAGUGAAAAAUGUCCAGGUGACCAAUGGCGGUCUGUUCCGCGAUACGUUCUUGGAGAGGCAGUUCCAGCCAUUGCUUCUGCGGGACUUGCUCACGUUGGCAGACUUCUUCAAGGCCAUAGAUGCCUCGUAUGAGCGAUUGCAAAAGCACCAAGUGCUCCAGAAUUGCUUGGUUCUGCUCCAUCCGCUUCCGCGGAAACCAUGGCAGACACGAUCUAGUACAGUCGAGGUGGUUCCUGUGUUUAAUUUGCUUCCGCAGAAACGUUUCUAUGCUAAAACAGGUACCAAUGUAGGCAAUGGAGAGGGAGAUGGAUACAUCCAAUUCCAGUUGCGAAACGUCUUUGGUGGUGCAGAGAACUUGGUCUUUGACGCUGUCACGGGAACAAAGACGCCGGCGUCGUACCUCUGUGACUACUCGCAGCCCUUGUUGCUGGACGCACGCUUCUUGUGGAACACGCUGCUUUUUGUUAAUACCCGUAAGCUUGAGGCGAUCCAAAGCAGUGUCGACACCAAGGGCAUCACAAGUAAAAUACUGACUCGAUUGGAUCGUCGAACGAAUUUCAGUGUAGCCUUUGAGAACUGCUGGCGCAGUUUGACAAACCAUGGCCUGCGCUCGCUUGAGGUCAUGAGCCAACUGGCCAAUACAUACAAGUCAUCUCUUUUGCUCAAUGCCGAGUAUGAUACCCGUGAUAAUCGAGUCUUGCCGACUGUUGGCAGUUUUGCUCGCUUGGGAUUAGAGCACAGUGGAUUGUUCAAAUUCAACAACAUUGCGUAUUCCAAAUUGGUUUGGGAGAGUCAACUGGCUCACAAGCUCAACGAAAACCACUCGGUGAUGUUUUCAACCCGCGCUGGUGCUUUAUUCAACACCCGUGGACAUGGUAGCAAUAUCCUAGACCGUUUCAAUGUGGGUGGUCCAAACGACGUCCGUUCAUUCUUCUUGCAUGGUAUAGGUCCCAAAGAUAAUAAUUCGAGCUUAGGCGGCGAUUAUUUUGUGAGCGGAGGUUUAUCUCUCAUUAGCAAGAUUCCGCGCGUGGCUUCAGACUCAAACUUUAAGCUUCAUCAGUUCGUGAACAUAGGAAAGCUCUUCAGAAACAAGCAGGAACUCAGUGAGUCUUUUGCAAAAAAUUAUUCGAUUGGAAUUGGAAGCGGAAUCUUGUACAAUCAUCCCAUGGCUCGAUUCGAGCUUAAUUUCGUACUUCCCAUUUCCGCCAACUCGACUGAUGCUCUCCACAAGGGCUUACAAUAUGGUGUCGGGGUCUCAUUCUUGUGA
This is a messenger RNA of Australozyma saopauloensis, 1446 nucleotides long. RefSeq names its product SAM complex subunit (gene SAM50). Gene Ontology annotation, biological process: protein insertion into mitochondrial outer membrane. The transcript has a single exon. Lineage: Eukaryota; Fungi; Ascomycota; Pichiomycetes; Serinales; Metschnikowiaceae. Bases 1 to 1446 code for a protein of 481 amino acids. Gene Ontology annotation, cellular component: outer membrane. The record is from RefSeq and is a predicted model, not a curated record.